This is a messenger RNA of Sorex fumeus (smoky shrew), 1089 nucleotides long. It is a transcript of the gene MSRB1, whose product is annotated as methionine sulfoxide reductase B1. Gene Ontology annotation, molecular function: peptide-methionine (R)-S-oxide reductase activity. The transcript has 4 exons. The record is from RefSeq and is a predicted model, not a curated record. Lineage: Eukaryota; Metazoa; Chordata; Mammalia; Eulipotyphla; Soricidae.
GCGCAAUUGGCCUCCGGAGUGGCGGGGGCGGGGCCGGCUGGACGGCUGCGGGUCGCGGGCCGCGGGCUCAGAGUCUGCGGGCGCCGCGCUCCGGGAGCGCCAUGUCGUUCUGCACCUUUGCUGGGGGCGAGGUUUUCCAGAACCACUUUGAGCCGGGUGUGUACGUGUGCGCCAAGUGUGGCUACGAGCUGUUCUCUAGCCGCUCCAAGUAUGCCCACUCAUCCCCGUGGCCAGCCUUCACCGAGACCAUCCAUGUCGACAGUGUGGCCAAGCGUCCUGAGCACAACCGGCCCGAGGCCUUAAAGGUGUCCUGCGGCAAGUGUGGCAAUGGCCUGGGCCACGAGUUCCUGAAUGACGGCCCCAAGCGCGGCCAGUCCCGCUUCUGAAUCUUCAGCAGCUCGCUCAAGUUCGUCCCGAAAGACCAAGAUGCUUCUACCUCCCAGGGACAAUAGUGGGCGAGCACUCCACGUGGCCCUUUCUGCCACCUCCAGGGAUGCACCGUGGACUUCAGACAGAGAGGGAGAGGAAGAAGGUGUCUGGGCAGCUCGGAGAUUCUCAGCUUGCUCUCCUGGGGAUGCUCCUAUCUGCUGCCUUGUGCUUCCCCAUCGCACAGGCCUGGGCACUCCCCAGCCCUGGGCUGGCUUUGGCCCUGAGUGGCAAUGUGCUCUCCACUUCACUUCUUUCCCCCUCCCUGUCUGUCUGGACCCCCAGAGUGGGGCCCCUUCCCAAGCCAGACCCUGGCCUUCUCCACGCUCGCACCUACCUCCCCCUGACCCUGAAAGAGAAAGCAGAUGAGGCACCUGUCGGCUGCCCCAGCCCUGUCACUGCAUGACCUGUUCUGGUGAAACCCUCAAGCAGCCAGAGCGGUGAAGAUCUGUGACCACUGGGGAUGGCCAGGGAGGGGUCCCGAGCCCUUCCUCAAUCUGUGCGGAUGUGGCUUGCCUCAUCCUUGCACCACCACAGCCUUGCCUGCCGGAUGCUGCGCCCCAGGCCUGGGGUCCCAACAUUGCACGUGCUCACUGUGGUGACACUUCAGCGUCCUUCUGGCUGGGGUCCUUUCUAGAACCAUCAUGAAAUCAGUGCAUUGCA